AAAGCAGUGCAGCCACUCCUCCUGCCCGCUAGCGCGACGCCACGCAGUCAGUCUGGGCAGGUCCUCCUAUCCGCCGUAUCCGGUUCACCCGAUUCGACUCCACCCGAACCCCUAAUCCCCCUCCCACCAGGCCACCACCAUGGCCGACGACCCCGCCUCCGCCCGCUCCUCCUCCUCCGCCGCGGACGAAGACGAGGAGGGCACCGACAGCGACGCCUCCAAUAACUCCCACCCACCCGCCGCCCUGGAGGCCCCGCUCCCCGACUGCCCUGCCCCACCGCCUUCAGCCCCCGCUGCCGCUGCCGCUGCCGCUGUCUUCCCCGAACCAGCCGGCCCAGUUUCGCCGCCUCCGCCGCAGGGGGCGGGUGUCGCGGCGGCGGCGGAGGACUCGCGGCGGCUGUUCCAGAGGCUGUGGACGGACGAGGAGGAGUUGCUCAUCCUGCGCGGGUUCCUCGAGUUCACGUCGCGCCGGGGCACCGCGUUCGCGUCCCACCAGUACGACACGGGGCCCUUCUACGAGGAGAUCCGCCGGAAGCUCUCCUUCGACUUCUCCAAGAACCAGCUCAUCGAGAAGCUGCGCCGCCUCAAGAAGAAGUACCGCGUCUGCGCCACCCGCAUGGCGUCCCAGGGCGCCGCCUUCGCCUUCAAGAGCGCGCACGAGGGCGCCAUCUACGACGUCGCGCGCCACAUCUGGCGCCCCGCCUUCAAGCGCGACGGCGCCGGGGGCGACGCCUCGGACGAGGACGACAUCAACCCCGCAGAAGCAGCAGCAGUUGCAGCAGCCGCCGCCGCUGCCGCCGCGGAGCCGCCUGCUGCGGUCGAGGAAGGUGGCGGCGGAAGCGCGUCUGCGCACACCCCCAGGGGCAGGGGUUCGCGGCGUGGAAGGAAGAGGACGGCGCAAGAGAUGGAGGCGCACGCAUUCCCUGCAACUCCUGCUCCGAUGUUAACCGAUGUGGCUCAGGAGCCAGCUGUGGCUGCGUUCGAGAGUUCCGUGCCGGUGAUUGCGCAGCCACCUUCAGUGCCGGCAGCACCAUUGCCUCCUUAUCCAGUGACAACCAAUGGCCCCUCUGAAGCUCAUGUCAGGAGUAUCCUGUCACCGCUGCUCAAGGAGCUCAUCAGCUCGGUUGCUGUUCCUGGGCAGAACGUACCAGGAUUGGGAUUGGGCAUGGGAUUCGGGGGUGCUGAUAUUCUUGGCGCUGGUCUUGGGGUGGCUGGACUGAGCCCUCGGGUGCCCGGGGAUGACAAGUGGAGGCAGCAGCAGGUUCUUGAGCUGGAGGUCUACCUCAAGAGGAUUGAGCUUGUCCGGGAGCAGGUCAUGGUGGCGCUACAACAACUCAGGUCAUCACAAAGAUGAUUACCUCAUAUUGUGCUGUAGAAAUCUCCGAUUCGGAGGUAACAUUUUUUUUUUCUCUAAAGAGUAGUGAGUAUUUGUUUACUGUCAAUGCGGCAUUGGAAAAGGCAUACAUACAAAGUUGGUGGUGUGCUUCUCGUUAUACGCUUGGCCACUUGGGCCGCUUAGUUUUAUUCCAUGUAGUUGUCGUCAUAAGGUUAGGGAUGGAACUUUGAUCUGUAGAUGGGAUGGUGAUCAAAGUUUGUCAUUGCUUGUAGCUCACUUUAUUCUAGGGAUGUGAUGAGUCGUAUAAGUCAUUCGAGAAAUGCAGUCAAGGGUUUUGAGUCUCGA
Molecule: messenger RNA, 1681 nt
Organism: Hordeum vulgare subsp. vulgare (domesticated barley)
Lineage: Eukaryota; Viridiplantae; Streptophyta; Magnoliopsida; Poales; Poaceae
Product: probable transcription factor At3g04930
Exons: 1
Coding region: 140-1354 (404 amino acids)
Biological process (GO): regulation of DNA-templated transcription
Cellular component (GO): nucleus
Source: RefSeq, a predicted model, not a curated record